Molecule: messenger RNA, 6912 nt
Organism: Myotis lucifugus (little brown bat)
Lineage: Eukaryota; Metazoa; Chordata; Mammalia; Chiroptera; Vespertilionidae
Gene: PRDM2
Product: PR/SET domain 2
Exons: 8
Coding region: 8-5104 (1698 amino acids)
Biological process (GO): regulation of transcription by RNA polymerase II
Cellular component (GO): nucleus
Molecular function (GO): DNA-binding transcription factor activity, RNA polymerase II-specific; protein binding; histone methyltransferase activity
Source: RefSeq, a predicted model, not a curated record
UCCUCUUAUGUUUCUAAUGAACACUACUGAGCCUGUGGCAACCGCUGAGACCCUGGCCGAGGUACCCGAACAUGUGCUCCGAGGACUUCCCGAGGAAGUGAGGCUUUUCCCAUCUGCUGUUGACAAGGCCCGGAUUGGUGUCUGGGCCACUAAACCAAUUUUAAAAGGCAAAAAGUUUGGACCAUUUGUUGGUGAUAAGAAAAAAAGAUCUCAGGUUAAGAAUAAUGUGUACAUGUGGGAGGUAUACUAUCCAAAUUUGGGAUGGAUGUGCAUUGACGCCACCGAUCCAGAGAAGGGGAACUGGCUUCGAUAUGUGAAUUGGGCUUGUUCAGGAGAAGAGCAAAAUUUAUUUCCACUGGAAAUCAACAGGGCUAUUUACUAUAAGACUUUAAAGCCAAUCGCGCCGGGCGAGGAGCUCCUGGUCUGGUACAAUGGGGAAGACAACCCCGAGAUAGCAGCUGCGAUUGAGGAAGAGCGAGCCAGCGCCCGGAGCAAGCGGAGUUCCCCGAAAAGCAGGAAAGGGAAGAAAAAACCCCAGGAAAAUAAAAACAAAGGAAACAAAACUGAAGACAUACAGCUGAAGACAAGCGAGCCAGAUCCCACCUCUGCCAAUAUGAGAGAUUCUGCAGAAGGUGCCAAAGAAGAGGAUGAGAAGCCCUCAGCUCCAGCAGCUGAGCAGACAGCUGUUCAGGAGGUGGUUAAUCAGGAUGUGCUUCCAGAACUAGGAACCCCUCUCCCUGCCUGCGAGCUGCACACAGAAGAACCAGACAAGAAGCUAGAAGCAACAAAUUGUGAGGUGAAUGACUUGGAGGAAGAGGAGGAGGAGGAAGAGGAGGAAGACGAUGGGUUGGAAGAAGAGGGGGAAGAAGAAGCUGACAUGCCAAAUGAAAGUUCUGUGAAAGAGCCAGAAAUACGGUGUGAUGAGAAGCUAGAAGAUUUAUUAGAAGAACCAAAAAACAUUUCAAAAGAAACUCUUGAAGACUCUCCAGAGGUAACUCCUGUUAUCAAAAUUCCCAAAACUAAGGAAGAAGCCAAUGGUGAUGUAUUUGAAACAUUAAUGUUUCCAUGUCAGCAUUGUGAAAGGAAGUUUACAACCAAACAGGGGCUGGAACGGCACAUGCACAUCCAUAUAUCUACAGUCAACCAUGCUUUCAAAUGCAAGUACUGUGGGAAAGCAUUCGGCACCCAAAUUAACAGGCGGAGGCAUGAGCGUCGCCAUGAGGCAGGGUUAAAGCGAAAAGCCGGCCUAACACUACAGCCAUCAGAGGACCCAGCUGAUGGCAAAGAAUCUGGAGACAGUGUCACUCCAAAAGAUGACUCGCUUCCUCCCAAUCUUGGGCAAGACUGUCUGAUCUUGAGUUCAGAGAAAGCUUCCCAAGAAACAGUAAAUUCUUCUGUUGUAGAAGAGAAUGGAGAAGUUAAAGAGCUUCAUCCAUGCAAAUACUGUAAGAAGGUUUUUGGCACUCAUACUAAUAUGAGACGGCACCAGCGCAGGGUUCAUGAACGUCACCUGAUUCCCAAAGGUGUGCGGAGAAAAGGAGGCCUCCUGGAAGAGCCCCAGCCGCCCGCAGAGCGGGCCCAGCCCCCCCAGAAUGUCUACGUUCCCAGCACUGAACCCGAGGAGGAAGGGGAGGCAGAUGACGUGUACAUCAUGGACAUUUCUAGCAAUAUCUCUGAGAACUUAAAUUACUAUAUUGAUGGUAAAAUUCAAACCAGCAGCAGCACCAGUAACUGUGAUGUGAUUGAGAUGGAGUCCAGUUCGGCUGACUUGUAUGGUAUAAACUGUCUGCUCACUCCAGUUACAGUGGAAAUUACUCAGAAUAUAAAGACCACACAGGUCCCCAUAGCAGAUAAUCUUCCUAAAGAGCCUUCCAGCAGCACAAACAGUGAGUCCAAGAGACGGAGAACUGCUAGUCCUCCUGUGUUACCCAGAAUCAAAGCUGAAGCAGAGCCUGAGCCCAUAGCACCCUCGUGCUCCUUGAGCCUGCCCCUUAGCAUCUCCACCACGGAGGCGGUGUCUCUCCACAAAGAGAAAGGCGUGUUCUUGUCGUCAAAGCUCAAGCAGCUCCUUCAAACCCAGGAUAAACUAACUCCUCCUGCAGGGAUUUUGGCAGCUGAGAUCACUAAGUUAGGUCCUGUCUGUGUGUCGGCUCCUGCGUCGAUGCUGCCUGUGACCUCCAGUAGGUUUAAGCGGCGGACCAGCUCCCCUCCCAGCUCUCCACAGCACAGUCCUGCCCUUCGAGACUUCGGAAAGCAAAGCGAUGGGAAAGUAGUGUGGACUGAUGCAGUUCUGGGUUCCAAAAAGCCCAAGUUAGAAAGUCAUAGCAACUCCUCCCCGGUGUGGAGUUUGUCUGGGAGAGACGAGAGGGAAACCGUGAGCCCACCAUGCUUUGAUGAAUUCAAGGUAUCCAAAGAGUGGGCCGCCAGUUCCACUUUUAGCCCUGUGUGCAACCAGCAGCCACUGGAUUUAUCCAGCGGUGUCAAACAGAAGACUGAGGGUUCCGGCAAGCCUCCGGUCCAGUGGGAGUCUGUGUUAGAUCUCAGUGUGCAUAAAAAGCCUUGUGGGGACUCAGAAAGCAAGGAAUUCAAAGACAGCAACGUGGCACAGCCAGCCUGCGGUGCUGUCAAGAAGAAGAAGCCGACCACCUGCAUGCUGCAGAAGGUCCUUCUCAAUGAAUACAAUGGCAUCGGCGUGCCCAUCGAAAACACGGCAGAUGUCACCAGGAGCCCGAGUCCUUGUAAAUCCCUGGAUCCCCAAGCAGAUCCUGACCUUGGGCCUGACACGAGUUUAUCUGCCCCUCCUGUGGAGCACCCACCUGAUGUUUCUCCUUCAUCUCCUGCCUGCCAGACAUCCUCUCUUUCCUCGGGGCAGCUGCCUCCUCUCUUGAUGCCAACACACCCCUCAUCCCCUCCACCCUGUCCUCCUGUGCUAACUGUUGCCACACCACCUCCUCCACUCCUGCCUACCAUACCUCUUCCAGCCCCCUCUUCCGGGGCGUCUCCUCUCCCGUGUCCCUCUCCACUCUCAAAUGCUACUGCACAGUCCCCACUUCCGAUUCUUUCUCCUACGGUGUCUCCCUCGCCUUCUCCCAUUCCUUCCGUAGAGCCUCUCAUGUCUGCUGCCUCUCCGGGGCCUCCAACACUCUCAUCAUCUUCUGCAUCUUCAUCUUCAUUCUCUUCAUCUUCCUCCUCUUCCCCCUCACCACCUCCUCUGUCAGCAGUGUCAUCCGUUGUUUCUUCUGGGGAUAAUCUGGAAGCCUCCCUCCCCAUGAUAUCUUUCAAACAGGAGGAAUUAGAGAAUGAAGAUCUGAAACCCAGGGAAGAACCCCCGUCUGCAGUUGAACAGGAUAUUGUUCAGGAAACAUUCAACAAAAACUUUGUCUGCAACGUGUGUGAAUCACCUUUUCUUUCCAUUAAAGAUCUAACCAAACAUUUAUCUGUUCAUGCUGAAGAAUGGCCCUUCAAAUGUGAAUUUUGUGUGCAGCUUUUUAAGGCUAAAACUGACUUGUCAGAACAUCGCUUUUUGCUUCAUGGAGUUGGGAAUAUCUUUGUGUGUUCAGUUUGUAAAAAAGAAUUUGCUUUUUUGUGCAAUUUGCAGCAGCACCAGCGAGAUCUGCACCCGGAUAAGGUGUGCACACACCACGAGUUUGAGAGUGGCACCCUGAGGCCGCAGAACUUUACAGAUCCCAGCAAGGCCCACGCAGAGCAUAUGCAGAGUUUGCCGGAAGAUCCUUUAGAAACGUCGAAAGAGGAAGAGGAGUUAAAUGAUUCUUCUGAAGAGCUUUACACGACCAUAAAAAUAAUGGCUUCUGGGAUAAAGACGAAAGAUCCAGAUGUUCGAUUGGGUCUCAAUCAACAUUACCCAAGCUUUAAACCGCCUCCAUUUCAGUACCAUCACCGAAACCCCAUGGGUAUCGGUGUGACGGCCACCAACUUCACUACACACAACAUUCCACAGACGUUUAGCACUGCCAUUCGCUGCACAAAGUGCGGCAAAGGUGUAGACAACAUGCCCGAGUUACACAAGCAUAUCCUGGCCUGCGCUUCUGCCAGCGACAAGAAGAGGUACACCCCUAGGAAAAACCCAGUACCGCUGAAACAGACGGUGCAACCCAAAAACGGCGUGGUGGUUUUGGAGAACUCUGGGAAAAAUGCCUUUAGACGAAUGGGACAACCCAAAAGACUGAACUUUAGUGUCGAACUCAGCAAAAUGUCACCAAAUAAGCUCAAAUUAAAUGCAUUGAAGAAAAAAAACCAGCUUGUUCAGAAAGCAAUCCUGCAAAAAAACAAAUCUGCCAAGCAGAAGGCGGACUUAAAAAAUGCUUCAGAGUCCUCACACAUCUGUCCGUAUUGCCAUCGGGAGUUCACGUACAUAGGAAGCCUGAAUAAGCAUGCUGCUUUCAGCUGUCCCAAAAAACCGCUUUCUCCUCCCAAAAAAAAAGUUUCCCAUUCGUCCAAAAAAGGUGGGCAUGUGUCACCUGCAAGUAGUGACAGAAACAGCAGCAACCACCGCAGACGGACCGCAGAUGCCGAGAUUAAAAUGCAAAACACGCAGGCUCCUUUGGGCAAGACUAGAGCUCGCAGCUCAGGCCCCGCACAGGUCCCACUGCCCUCCUCGUCCUUCAGGUCCAAGCAGAAUGUCAAAUUUGCAGCUUCGGGGAAGUCCAAGAAACCAACCUCCUCUUUAAGGAACUCGAGUCCAAUCAGAAUGGCCAAAAUAACUCAUGUUGAGGGGAAAAAGCCCAAAGCUGUGGCCAAGAAUCAUUCUGCUCAGCUCUCGAGCAAGACGGCCCGGAGCCUGCACGUGAGGGUACAGAAAAGCAAGGCCGUCUUACAAAGCAAAUCCGCUCUGGCCGGUAAGAAAAGAACAGACCGGUUCAAUGUAAAAUCCAGAGAACGGAGUGGCGGGCCCAUCACCCGAAGCCUCCAGCUGGCAGCUGCUGCCGACCUGGGUGAAAGCAGAAGGGAGGACAGCAGUGGCAAGCAGGAGCUGAAGGACUUCAGUGAUUUCGCUUUACUCACCCUGUUGUGUACUGAAGGACUUCCCACAGCACUGGCAGCAGCACCUCCUCCUGCGUGUUUCAUCAUAGCCAUCUGUGAUUAAGAGCCAGCCCCCAGCAUUCACCACAGGUUAUUACAGAAAUAAAACGAUGUUUCCUCCCAUAUCCAUCUCUGCCACACCACUCCAGAUAGGGCUGGGGCCUGGCCAGCGUGUGCCUAUUGAGUAGGGCCCCCAAGUAGCUGCACACUUCCAGAAUCAACCUGUUACUGUCCUAACAUUUGUCAUAUGGAUCAUCUCACCUUCUCUUUAACAUGGUCAAUUCAUGUAAGGUUGUGUUAUGUUGUCAUUUAUCUUCAGUUUUCUUAUUUUCUAGGAACUUCCUGUAGAAAAGCCCCCCACACAAAACAAACCUUAAUUGACUAAAUAAAGAUAAUGCAUGCUCAACUUAGGAUAAGCACUACGACAAAGGAUGCGAAAUCUACCAAGCUUGCAAGACCAGUUGAAGCUGUCUCACAAAUCCGCAGGCUUCUUGUUGCCCUGGUUAGAGUCAGGCAUCUGCUUCUUCGCUGGUGCCCAACACGUGCUGGGCACCUGGGUGAUUGAGAUGCCAGAGGUGCUGUAAGACGGGCUAGAUGAACUGGCCCAUCAUCACAGGACUGAUAACUCAGAUGUGAGUGUGGCCCUGGUUUUGGCACAUAGCAGAGGAAGGAGUGAUUUGAACCUAACCUUGCAAAGCAAGUUCUCUUUUUUUAUCAGUGGUUUAUUGUAGAUUUCAGGGAUGACAAUUCUAAUGCACUUGUUUUAAGAAGUUUUGGUCACACACCAGCUCUUGAUGCCUUUCUUUUAAGUUAAUUACAGACAGAGGCAUUUAGCUUCUCUCUCUGCCUGCUUUUUUUUUUUUUUUUAAUCACAAGCUGAUGGCCAGCAUAAUGGAGAGGAAACCGGAUUGGAUAUGGACUCCUUUUUUAUGCCUCUUCCAGUUUCAUGUGUGUUUAUCCAGAUGGACAUCCUCUCGAAUAACUAUGUGGCACUAAUUUAUAACUGUUAUGUUAUGGGAGGCUAUGUAGCAAUAUACCGAUGCCUAGGAUGCAUCUCAGGCCUAGAAAGGUGUAUGUCUGCACUUAAGUAAAAAAGUAAAAAUAAAUUUACAUACCAGGCUUACACUGCAGUCUCUAAUAGAGAUUUAAAAACUACAAAUUGGCCUUUUCCUGGGUGUAUCAUUUCUCCAUACAUUAUAUAUGCUUUCACCCUAAUUAAUGACUGAGUUGGUGGGAAAUGGCUAGGUUAUUCAUGUGUUUUUUUCUUUUGUUUUCAACUUUAAAAGUAAUCUACCUCUUAAAAUGUGUAGUUUAAUACUUGUUUGGUGAAUUUGUGCCAUUUUAAUCCUUUCACUAUCAUUCCCAUUUUGUUACAUUUCUGUUCUGGGGACUUUUGUGUUGAAAUAUUGUAUAAAGCAUUUGUAGCAGUUUAAAAAUAAAAUAUUUAAAAUUAUUUAAAUUGUUUUGGAUGCUUCAAUUGUAUUGUGAUUUGCCUUUUACAUUUGUGUUUGAGUUGUUAAUCUGGAGAGUGUUCUUGUACUGGAGUUUGCUGUUAGUUAUUUUACUGUUUCUUGUUGGAGAGUUAUGAUAUAAAAGACUAUUUUAAUGAAAACAUUAAAAUUUACAAUUUGACAUACAAAAGGGAUUGUCUGUUGAUUUGAACCAAUGUAGCCUUUUAAGAGAGAAAGAGGCUAAUUGUAGACAGACCGGCUAAGAGUGCUGUUUGCUGUUUAUCCCUUCCAGGAUGAAACAUCAUUUGAGCUUGUCAGAUGUACAAAAGUUUUUUAUGCUGUUGCUAGCAAGCACUUAAUAACUAGGGUAACGUUAAAUGAUACAUUUUAUAUCAUUGUAACCAAUAAAAACUUUCUAAAA